This is a messenger RNA of Salvia miltiorrhiza (redroot sage), 1822 nucleotides long. RefSeq names its product tryptophan aminotransferase-related protein 4-like. Gene Ontology annotation, biological process: amino acid metabolic process. Bases 254 to 1624 code for a protein of 456 amino acids. NCBI's taxonomy places the organism in Eukaryota, Viridiplantae, Streptophyta, Magnoliopsida, Lamiales, Lamiaceae. The record is from RefSeq and is a predicted model, not a curated record. Gene Ontology annotation, molecular function: transaminase activity; carbon-sulfur lyase activity. The transcript has 5 exons.
ACAUAAAUAAAUAUAUAAAAUACAUCAUCAAAACCCUAUAAAAUAUGGUCAUAUACUAAAUUUCAACAUCAACAUACAUCUUUUUUUUAUGUUCCUAUAAGUGGAUCCAUUUAUGAACGUUAAAUAUAUAAGUGGGGCUAGAAAUUGUGUAGUCCAGCAGGUUCCCUUUCAGCAGAAAUGAACACAAAUUAAUAUAUAUAGAGUGGGAGAAAAGAAUUCAAGAAGAAAAAGGAAAUAAAUUGAGGUGGAUGCCAUGGGAAGCAGUUAUUGUUGGUUAAGUUUGUUGUUGCUGAGUUCUGCAAUUCUUAAUAUUUAUUUUGUGAGUAAUUCAUAUAUUGAGGGGAAGGGGAAGGUGAAGGUGAAGGUUGGUUGGAGUGAAGAAGCUGCAGCAAAAGCAGAAGAAGUUGCAUCAAUUAAUUGUUCAAAUCAUGGAAGAGCUUAUUUGGAUGGAGUGAUUAGUGAAGAAGAUGGGAAGCCUGUUUGUGAGUGCAACACUUGCUAUGGAGGCUCUGAUUGCUCACUUCUAUCACCCAACUGUGCUGCUAAUGCUGACAGUGGUGAUCCACUAUUCUUGGAGCCGUUUUGGAUGCAGCAUGCAGCUAGCAGUGGUGUUGUUGUUGCAGGAUGGCACAGAAUGAGCUACGUUUUCCCCGACUCCACCUACAUCUCCCAACAGCUCGAGACCCACAUCCGACUCAUCCACCGUCUCACCCGAAACGCCCUAACCCAUGGCAAACGCAUCAUCUUUGGUGGUGGAUCCACACAGCUCCUCAAUGCAGCCCUCUACGCCCUCUCCGCCAACCUCUCCUCCCCUGCAAGUGUCGUUGCAGCCGUCCCUUUCUACCCGCUUUACAAGCAACAGGCAGAUUUCUUCCAGAACAACAACUACAAGUUUCAAGGGGACGCCUGGCUGAUGAGGAACUCAAAUUCGAACGUGAUCGAGUUCGUCACCUCCCCCAACAAUCCAGAUGGGAAUCUAAGGGAGCCUGUCUGCAAAGGACCUUCUGCCAGACCUAUUUAUGAUCAUGCCUAUUAUUGGCCUCAUUUUUCAGCAAUUCCUUCCCCUUCUGAUGAAGAUAUCAUGAUCUUUACCAUGUCUAAGCUCACCGGUCACGCUGGAAGCAGACUCGGAUGGGCUUUCGUGAAAGAUGAGGAAAUAUACACAAAGAUGCAGAUGUACAUAACGGUAGCAGAAAUGGGAAUCUCGAGAGAGGCUCAGGUAAGAGCUCUGCAGCUUAUGAAAACAAUUCUUCAUGGAGAUGGCAAGGAUCUCUUCAAUUACGCAUUCGAGAAGAUGAGCGAUCGUUGGGGGAAAGUGAGGCAGAUUUUCUCCAAGUCGAAGCGUUUCUCCAUUCAAGAAAUCCCACCAUUGUACUGCAACUUCUUUGAGAGAGUGAGGGGAGCAUCUCCAGGUUAUGCAUGGGUGAAAUGUGAAAGAGAAGAAGACAUAGAUUGCAGCGGUGUUCUCCUGGCAGCAAACAUCAUCGGGCGGGAAGGUAGCAGGUUCAACAGCGACGACCGUCACGUUCGUCUCAGCCUGCUCAAGUCCAACGACGACUUCAAUUUACUCAUCAAUCGUCUCCACAAAUUAGUGGAUCAGGAACAAGCCGUCUCAAGCUUCUAAGGAUCAAUCUCCGAGUUGAUCCUCAUUUAUAUAGAAAAUAUAAUUCAAAAUUUCUAUUGUUAGCAUAAGAGGGAAAUGGAGAUGUAUUGUUAAUCCUGUGUUAAGGGUGGUUGGUUGUGUUUCCUAUAAAUUAUUCAACUUUAAAGUAAUGUAAUUGCCUUGCUUCUCGUGUUCAAUGUAUCAAAUUAGGAUUCCACA